Molecule: messenger RNA, 690 nt
Organism: Pocillopora damicornis (cauliflower coral)
Lineage: Eukaryota; Metazoa; Cnidaria; Anthozoa; Scleractinia; Pocilloporidae
Molecular function (GO): oligosaccharide binding; extracellular matrix structural constituent
Source: RefSeq, a predicted model, not a curated record
UUCAUUUACUGAACAAUCUUUAAAUUUUUCAAAAGGGCAUUCAGACAUGGUUCAAAUGCGAUUACACCACGUCCCAACUGGCCUAUAUCCCAUCACGUUGGGAAUGUCUACCAAUCAACUACCCCCCCUGUAAGUGAGACUGACUACAACGCCAUGGAAUUCAACCUGUGGAAGUCUCUUGGCAGUGAGUUCAUGGUGAAAUCCAACAUCAACCACUGGAUCGCUUGUAAAGAAGGAACCGGAAGUCUGGUGGAAUUCAAAACUGGAAGUGUUUUAUGCCGCAUUAUAAAGAACGUGGCAUCUAAAUGUCAUAACUACGUUCCCGACCAACUCAUUCUUCAUGCUGCUGGAAAUCCUGCAGGUUCUACUCUGGGACCGGAUCUGAUACGAUCUCAAAGUAGCUCAUGGUUAAAGGAGUAUUACUAUUUCGAGUCUAACACACGCACAGGGAACUGGCCUACCCAUGAUCCUUGUGGCACGAACAGUCUGAACCACCUCACCAACGUCAACAACCCUCAUGGAAACAUCUACAUCCGGUAAUGGCGCGUAUCAUCUGGGUCUUGUGAUGCCUAAAAAAUCCUGCUAACGUUCUGUAGAUGAGCACAUUUUAGAUCCUUAAGGUUUACCGGUGUAACUGCUAUUAGAGAAAACAGGUGUAUCUUGAAAGAAUAAAAAGAGUGUGAGGCAUCA